Molecule: messenger RNA, 405 nt
Organism: Penicillium taxi
Lineage: Eukaryota; Fungi; Ascomycota; Eurotiomycetes; Eurotiales; Aspergillaceae
Product: putative progesterone binding protein
Exons: 3
Coding region: 1-405 (134 amino acids)
Cellular component (GO): membrane; endomembrane system
Source: RefSeq, a predicted model, not a curated record
AUGGCCUCGGAACAAAAGCGCGAGCGCUUCGCGCCAAAAGUGCCAGUACAGCUAGAUCCCCCAAAAGACGACCUGAUCUCCCUAGAGGAAUUGGCCAAAAGCGACGGAUCCGAUCCCAAUCGCCCAACUCUACUCGCUAUCAAGGGAGUUGUCUUUGACGUGACCCGGAACCCUGCCUACUCAGCCACUGGUCAAUAUCGCGGUGAGAUUUUGUUGGACCUCGGUUAUGCGACAAACAGGGACCCUUCGCGUGCUCUUGCACUUUCCUCCCUUAAGCCAGAAGACUGUGUGCCUGAGUGGUCUGAUUUGGAGGACAAGGAGAAGCAAGUGCUGCAUGAUUGGUUUACUUUCUUCAGCAAGCGGUACAAUAUUGUUGGCAAGGUUGAGGGGGCUACGAACACUUAG